Cimex lectularius (bed bug) is the source of this 2095-nucleotide messenger RNA. Its product is annotated as synaptonemal complex protein 1-like. Bases 97 to 1566 code for a protein of 489 amino acids. NCBI's taxonomy places the organism in Eukaryota, Metazoa, Arthropoda, Insecta, Hemiptera, Cimicidae. The transcript has 10 exons. The record is from RefSeq and is a predicted model, not a curated record.
CUUUCGCUCUAUUGAUUGACCAGAUUAACCUUGGCAACUGACGUAAACAGGAGUGGGUCAAAAAAGCCGUACAAGAAAAUGUGAAAACCAACUCAAAUGAGCUUGCCCAAUUUGAACCUUUUGAAUUUUGAGUUGCCUCCGUCUAAGCAUUGUAAAUAUGUGCUGACCAGCCCGAGGUCACUAAAAGCUUGCAGAAAGGCAGGAAUUAAGCCGGUAGAUCUGCUUUAUAAAAGUUUAAAAGAUGUUGAGAAAGAGCUUGAAAACAAGGAAGAAGUACAGGAAAAAUACAAUUUACACGAAAAAGAAAGACAAAGGAAGCUUGGUAUUUGUCGCAGAAUAAGGAAUGAACUUUUAAUAAAGGGGUACAAUUCAAAAAGGCCGAGUACAAAAGAUGGAUGCACAAGUGGAAAAAAUUCUCCAAAACUUCAAAAAGAACUUCCACAACUUCCAUGUACAGACUGUCUGAAGAAGUCACCAGAGUGUCAGGAAAAUUUUAAAAAUGCGCAAAAGGCUCUCUGUGUGGAAAUCAAUAAGCACAAAGUGAACAAUAUAGAAAAAUUUAAUAAUGAAAAAGAUUCUAUUAUCGAGGUCACACGCCCGACAGCAGAAAAGGUUUCAAAAAAACAAAAUGAAUAUUUGCCAAAAUUCAAAAAGCAAAAGUCCCAAACCAGAUCACAUACGGCUCAGGAUUUUCAUGAUUCAGAACUCAUUUCCUGUAAUGGUGAAAAUGAAGAAAAACAGAGUGAGAAAAGCUAUGAAAAUUUAGUGAAAAGUUCACUGGAAAAACUAAACUUGAAUAGUAACUUAAGCUCGAAGGAACAGAUGAAUUAUUCAGCAGAUUAUUUGCCAAACAUAACAAAAAAGAAUGAAAUAGUAUUCGAGGACAUUAACAACAACCAUGAUGUCAAACUUACCGACAAGCCUUCUUCCAGGCCAGGGUCUUCUAGGAAAAAAUCCAAAGAGAAGAAAAGGGCGAGAACGUCAGAACACAGAAAACACCUGGACAACAUCAAAUUGCAAUAUUCCGAUCCUGAAUAUUGUCUGUACAAGUACAAACAAGUGAUUGAAAAUAGCAUAGACCGAGAAAUAAAGGAACAAGAUGUCAAAAGGGUUCAGAGGCAGAUAGAAGAAGGUAUGGAGCGUUGGCAAGACAGAAUUCUUCUUCUGCAAUGGUUGGACUCGGAAAGAGCACAGGAGCAAGUCGCCAAAGGGAUUGAGGUCAAAGUUGAAAGGCUGCAGCAAAAACAGAGAAACAAAGAAAUCCUGCAUACAAUGAACAUCAACAAGGUUAAACAGGAAGAAGAUCUAAAAGCUGAAUUAUUGCGAAGAGAGAUAGAAAACAAAAAUAAAAAAAUACAAGUUCUCCACCAAGAAAAAGAAAGGGUCAUUUGUGAAUCAAAAAGCCGAGCACAUACAGUUUCCGAAAUAAAAGAACAAAUUAGGAAUAUAAUGACACCAGAAACGUUCGACAAGAAGAUUUCAAAAUACGGGUUCGCAAAAAAAGUCCUCACACCACCCGGGAUGUGCCCACGCAUAAUGCAACGCUCGCAUAUAAGGCUUGGUUAAAAGAUGAACCAGCUCCAAAGCUUCCAUUGCAAAAACAAAACUGAUGCACUAAUUUUUUUUUUAGAUGUUAGAGAGAAAAAAGUUCUGCUAGAGUGCAUUUGUUAAUAGAUUAUUUAUUACAUUUUAUAGUACUUAAAAAUAAGAAAUUUUAGGAAGAAAACAAACUGUAAUUAACUAGCUUUUGAUACCUAUGUUAUUAACAAAAUUUGAAAAUAUACGGAAACAAAUAAUGCAGGAUAUUUAUGACAAUAUAAAGUUCAUCGCUAGCAUAUAUAUCCUGCAUAUUUGUAUUUUAUUGCACCUAUCGAUUCAAAGUUCCUAUCCUCAGUCUUCAAUUGUACAAUUUAAAAAAAAAUAUAUAAAGAAUAAUCCACUUUGUCUGAAUCAUUCAUUGAUUUUGCAAAAACUUCUACUCACAAAAACAAAAACAAAAAAGAUAUGUGGUAAAACAUUUAAGCAGUACACUUAUGUACACUCUCGGCGCCAAAGUUGAAUUCCAAACCAACACAGUGCAGAGGAGAAAAAUACA